AUGACGGUCAACAGACCGCUUCUGCUUCUUUUAUUCCUUCUCGUUUCGGUAAGUGUUCCCCCAGAGGUGGACCCUAGAAGUCAGCGAUUAAUCGGACGACAGUACAUAGUACAAAGUAGAGAGUUGAUCCUAAAGAGCGCCUAGCUCAAAUCUGCGAUCCAACAAACUUCUGGGACCAGACUAUGCUCCCGACUUUUGGGAUCAGAGUAUAAUCCCGGCCGGCUGAAUGUUCAGUCCAUGUGUCAUAUAUUGACAAUAUGGGAGAAAUGAGGUCUUGUCUGAGUAUCAGAAGUGGAAUUGCAUCAUUGUUGUUCGGCUGGCGGUGCUCUUCCGAUUGUAGGCUAGACUAAUUGGCUUGCCUUGACAUUUCUUGGUAAAUAGGAUUCACUUGCUGGGCGAGUAGGCUUUAAUCAGCUCACCCGAAGGAUUUGUUUAGACAAUCGGGAACAUCAAGCAUUAAGAUACCCAAAUACUUGCCAUUCAAGGCCAUACAACUUUGCUGCUAGUGGAGAUAAAAACGACGUCAUCUAAUGAAUUUCUCAUUAAAACAUGUAUUGACCUCUUCUUGGUACCUCUGAAAAUAGCUGACACUGUUCGGAAUGGAGGCAGUGUUUAGCAGCCAAACACCGAACUCUUGAUCUUGCCUUGAUCUUCGCGACCUGUACCAGCCAGCCCAUAAAACAAAAUUCUUAUCAAUUGCGGUCUUAUCAAUUUAAAUCCGAUUUCAAUGAAAGACAAGACAUAAGCGUGUACUUUCAGGUUUCAUUGGCCGGUAACCAUCACCGUCAUCAUCACAGGUAACACACACUUUCGUGUUUACGACUUACACCUCAUUCUGUUGUGAUAACAUGGAAGCAUCUGGAAAAGAGGAAAGAGGGUACAAAGUACGUUUCAGACACCGAAGAGACAAUGAUCUGCACAAUUGGCUGACGGCCGAACAGAAGGCGGCGCUGAAGGAUGUUCCUCAGGGAACUGCCGAGUUCAAGAAGAAAGUGGGAGUGUACUACAACCAGUUGUCGGCUGAGAAUAGGGCCGAAUGGGACAAGUUCUACAAGACUCACUGCUUCGAGUGGACUGCCAAAGUGCAGAAUGAGGCGGAAGAGACCGAGUUCCAGAAGAAUCUGGCUGAAAACAAUGCGGAGAAAGUGAAGGGGAGAGUGGGAGAGCUCAAAGGAAAACUGGGCGAGGACGCGAAGAAGAACGUCGAGAUGUGGGAGGUAUGAGAGAAAAUGAAAAGAAUGAAAAGCAGUUGAACGCUUUUAGGAGGACUGCUACAAACUGUUGAAGCCCAAGCGAAUGAGAAGAGAAAUCGAGCCAGCGUUCCAAGAUUUCGUGAAAUGGAUGACUCCGGAGCAAAUCGCAGACAUCACAGCUCUGAAGACUUCUGGAAAGGAUAGCGAGGUACAGGCCAAGGUCAAAGAGUUCUUUGGACAAUUGCCCACUGACAGACAAGCCGCUCUGAGAGAGGAGUUCAAGGGAAAGUGCAGAACUUACUUCACUCCCCUCAUGACGGCUGACGAGCUCGAGAAGAUCAAGACACUGAAAGCCGAUAAGGCGGCCGCCGGGGCAUUAGUGAAGACUGUUGUCAGCAGACAAACUGGAGACAUCAAAACUAUCGCGGAGAAGAUGCUCACGGUAAGGCGUGUACACCAGAGUUAAAAAAAAUCAGGUAAUAUUUAGAUUUGUGAUGAAGUCUACAAAGAGACUGCCCGCGCGCGCAGAGCAAUUGAUGCUCAAUUCCAAGACUUUGUGAAGUGGAUGACCCCGGAGCAACUCGGAGAGAUAACUGCUUUGAAGGCUGCUGGAAAGGAGCCGGCCGCAUUGCACGCAAAGACCAAGGAGUUCUUCGGACAACUGCCCGCCGACAGACAGGCCGCUCUGACAGAGGAGUUCAAGGGAAAGUGUAGAACUUACUUCACUCCACUGAUGACCGCUUCCGAACAGGAAAAGAUCGGAACUCUGAAGGGAGACAAGCAGGCGGCCUCCGCUCUUAUCAAGACUGUUGUCGACAGACAAGACGGAGAGGUUAAGUCUAUUGCCGAGAAGAUGUACGGAGUGAGUUUGAUGGGCAUGGAGAGCAUGAAGAAAUGGGAAAGUUUCAGAUCUGCGGAGAAGUGUACAAGGAGUCGAGCCGCAGCCGAAGAGCAAUCGAGCCUGCCUUCCAAGACUUCGUUAAAUGGAUGACUCCUGAGCAAUUGGGAGACAUUACAGCUCUGAAGUCUGCCGGAAAGGACAGUGAGGUGCACACGAAGGUCAAGGAGUUCUUUGCUCUUCUUCCCAAGGAGCAGCAAGCUUCGUUGAAGGAAGAGUUCAAGGGAAAGUGCAAGACAUACUUCACGCCGCUCAUGACUUCUGCUGAAAUUGAGAAGAUCGAGACGUUGAAGGCCGACAAAGAAGGAGCCGGAGCCCUUGUGAAGGCCGUCGUGGACCGCCAAACCGGAGAAGUCAAGACUAUUGCCGAGAAGAUGCUCGGAGUUCGUUGUGCUUUCCUUUCUUUCCUCAACUCACACUUUCCAGGUCUGCGGAGAGGUUUACAAAGAGUCGAGCAGAAAGCGCAGAGAGAUCGAAGCCGCUUUCCAGGACUUUGUGAAAUGGAUGACUCCGGAGCAACUGGGAGAGAUCACGUCCCUCAAGGCCGCCGGAAAGUCUGCCGCCGAGCUGCAGACAAAGACCAAGGAGUUCUUCGCUCUCCUUCCAUCUGAGAAGCAGGCUUCUCUGAAAGAGGAGUUCAAGGGAAAGUGCAAAACCUAUUUCACUCCUCUUAUGACUUCUGCCGAACUCGAGAAGAUCAAGACGUUGAAGGCCGACAAGGAAGCCGCCGGAGCUCUGAUAAAGGAAGUUGUUGACAGACAAAUCGGAGAUGUGAAGGCCGUUUCGGAGAAAAUGCUCGGAGUGAGACCACAAUUAUUUUCUUGUUUCACCUGUAUUAACAUUGUAGGUUUGCGGAGAAGUGUACAAGGAUUCGAGCCGAAGACGCAGAGAAAUCGAGUCAGCGUUCCAAGACUUUGUGAAAUGGAUGACCCCGGAGCAACUCGGAGAGAUAACUGCUCUGAAGGCUGCUGGAAAGGAGCCGGCCGCAUUGCACGCAAAGACCAAGGAGUUCUUCGGACAACUGCCCGCCGACAGACAAACCGCUCUGAGAGAGGAGUUUAAGGGAAAGUGCAAGACAUACUUCUCGCCUCUGAUGACCAGCGACGAGUCUGAAAAGAUCAAGGGACUGGUCGGAACUGGAGACAAGGACGCAGCCAGAUCUCUUAUCAAGGGAGUCGUGGACCGGCAAACUGGCGAAGUAAAAAGUAUUGCCGAGAAAAUGUUCGGAGUGAGUCGACUGUUCUGAGUCCCUCAGCACGUCUUUAAUGUUUCAGAUCUGCGGAGAGGUGUUCAAGGAGUCAAAGUCGAAACGUGACGUGGCCGCGAAGAUCGAGAAGCACUUGGGAUGGCUUCAGCCAGCUGAGAAGGAAGAGAUCCUCCAGAUGACCAAGGACGGAAAGAGCAAGGAGGAGAUCAAGAAGCGACUUCUCGAGAUCGUCGAUGCCAAGGAGAAGGACGCCGGCGAGAAGAUGAAGGCGGUGAAGCUGUGCUACGCGUGGAUGGACGAAGUGGCCACGAAGGAGGAGGUGGAGAGUCUGCACAAGCUGCACCACGUGGAUCACGGAGCCUGCAAGAAGAAGGUGCGCGAGUUCAUCGGAAGGUUGCCCGAGGAGAAGCAGCAGGCCGUCGAGGCUUCCCUACCGUUCUGUGAGAAGCUCUGGUACGGAGGUCACGGAGAUCACGAAGGACACGAAGGACACGGGGAUCAUUCGGCACACCAUCAUCACAGAAGAAGACGUCAUUUGGCGGUCGUCGAGAAGUACCUCACGUGGCUCGAUGAGACUCAGAAGAACGAUAUCGAGCAGUUGGAGGCAUCCGGGGCCGAGUUCAACGUCAUCUCCGACAAGAUCAAGGAGUACUUCGAGAAGCUUCCGGCCGAGCAGCAGACAACGAUCAAGGAUCAAUUCCAGCAUCAGUGCAUGAUCUGGGCGAAGGAGGUGUCGAAGCCGCUCGAGUGGGAUGAUAUCAAAAAGUUCCACGCCGCGCAGGACUGGAAGGCUCUCAAGGGGAAGCUCGUGGAGCUCGAGGGGCGGCUCACUGAGAAUCAGAAGCACACGAUCGAGCACGUGAGAGGAGUGUGCUACAGACUGUGGGGAAUCAAGGAGGUGGCCAGAAGACGUCGCGUCGUGCCGGUCUCCUUCGAGGACAGGAUGAUUUCGCAGCAGGUUGCCGCCCAUCUCGCCAAUUCUCUGUAA
This is a messenger RNA of Caenorhabditis sp. 36 PRJEB53466, 4286 nucleotides long. Lineage: Eukaryota; Metazoa; Nematoda; Chromadorea; Rhabditida; Rhabditidae. The record is from the annotation of a GenBank genome assembly.